CAAGCCAAUAGACAUAGUCUCAACUUGAUGACAACAUGGAAGCGAGACAUUUCCAAUAAAGUCGACAUCAAAUAUUGUUGUUGAAAAAUAUCUCAUCGUGGAUUGAUACCCAAAAUGGCUUGCAAAGCUCUACGAGUUUUCCAAAGAACCCUUAAUGUAUCUCAUAGACUUCCAAAUGUAACUAGAAAUUUCAAAACUUCUUCAAAAUGUCUCCAACCCAUGGUACCUAUUGUCAUUGAACAGUCUGGAAGAUCUGAAAGAGCAUAUGAUAUAUACUCAAGACUUCUAAAAGAAAGAAUAGUUUGUGUAAUGGGGCCGAUAGAUGAUACGUUUUCAGGGCUUAUUGUUGCACAGUUGCUAUUCCUGCAAUCUGAAAGUAGCAAAAAACCAAUACACAUGUAUAUUAAUAGUCCAGGUGGAUCAGUCACAGCUGGGUUAGCUAUUUAUGACACAAUGCAGUAUAUGGAAGCCCCUGUUGCUACCUGGUGCAUCGGACAAGCUUGCAGUAUGGGUUCCUUGCUUCUAGCCAGUGGAUCACCUGGUCUUAGAAAUGCACUUCCACAUUCUCGAAUCAUGCUUCACCAACCACAUGGUGGUGCUCAGGGCCAAGCCACGGAUAUCGCUAUUCAAGCUCAGGAAAUAAUGAAGCUAAAAGCUAUGAUAAAUAAAAUAUAUUCAAAGCAUACAUUAAAAGAUGUAAAAGAAAUAGAGGAGACAUUAGAAAGAGAUAAAUUUAUGUCGCCUCAAGAAGCUAAAGAUUUCGGAGUAAUCGAUCAUGUCGUGACACGAUCUACGGAAGGCCCAGUGAAACCAAUAAUUUGAAAUUAUCUUUAUUGUUACUAACCAAUUUGAUAGUUUCUUGUUUCAACUUGGCAAUUAUAUAGCAUGUGUAAAUUUUUAAUAGAAAUUGAAAUGUAGACAUGAAGUUUUAUUUAUACUGCAUUGCAGUUUGGUUUUCUAUCAGCAAUUCCGGUUUUUUCCUGGUUGUUUCUUCAAUAUACACUUGUUUUUAUAAGAAAGAUAUAAAUCAACUAUUAUGCUGUCCUAUUUAACCCCUUUUGACGUCAAUUUUGGUUCCUCAAACGAUUUAUCACCCCGCUGGACGUCAAUUUUGGUUCCUGUCUUGCCAAAAAGGAUCAAAAGGAAGUUUUUAGUAUAGGAAGUGCGGGAUAGGAACAUUUUCUGCACACUUAUAAAUAGAUCGCCAAAGCUCUUGAAUAUCAAAUAAGCAGAAACAGUUCAAAAAACAGUGGUAGCCGGAGGGGAAUCAAAAUGAUCAGAUUUCUGUUAAUAGUCGCUGUCACGGUGGUGGUGUUCGAAGAAAGCAAAGUUGAAGGGCAAGGAUAUUUUCAAAACUAUGAAUUUCCCUGGAAGAAAAGACUCACGACUUUUAAGUCACGUUUGCAUCUACCGCAGUAUCAGUUUGGUUCAAACCACUAUAAUAGAAAUCAAGGCUUCAGGUACCGCCAGCCAAACCUGAAUUUUCCAAGCGUUCCUUCAUCAAGACGCCAUUCCUUCACUGGUGGGUUCGGCUAUAGUAAAAGCCAAGGCCUAAAUUGGAAUCUUGGUGUAAAACUGAACUUAGGUAGAAAGCGACGAUCUGCAGAGGACGAAAAUCCACAAAAAUCAGGAAAAAUUCCAACAGUUCCUCCAGUAGACGGUGAAAGGAAAGUUAAGGUUGAGGAGCAAAGUGGUAUUUCCAAUCAAGAAAAACUCAUUCUCAACAACCAAGAAACCUGUGACAAAUGUUUAGAAAUUCAGCCAUUGAAAGUCGACGAUAAAAUUGCAGAAAACAAAACAUUGGAGGAUAAUGACUUUGUCAUGGUUGUCAAGCAUAUCGAUACAAACCUCUCUGUGUUCAAACUGUUGUCGAUCAUGAAGUUUGAAGUUGUUGAUGUCUUGAAAAGUCCCAUUGAAAAAGUCAGUAAGGGCAGCCAAUUUACAAUCAGAGCCGAAAUGGCAGACUGUCCCUGCCUUUCUAUCCUUGACCCAGGGUACUAUGUUGUCACAGGCGUCAUUGACGAAAAAGGCAGACUUACUCUUUCAAAUGUUCUUAUGGAGUUUGAGGAGAAUAAAUGAACAUAUAACGUUCUUCUGUUUUCUUUGUAAAGUGCACUAGAACUUAUUUUAGAUUUGAGCCGAUGUACAUUUUUAUGCAACAUUGAUAAAAGUCA
Messenger RNA from Rhopilema esculentum, 2174 nucleotides. RefSeq lists its product as uncharacterized. Gene Ontology annotation, molecular function: ATP-dependent peptidase activity; ATPase binding; serine-type endopeptidase activity. Gene Ontology annotation, cellular component: endopeptidase Clp complex. Lineage: Eukaryota; Metazoa; Cnidaria; Scyphozoa; Rhizostomeae; Rhizostomatidae. Gene Ontology annotation, biological process: protein quality control for misfolded or incompletely synthesized proteins. The record is from RefSeq and is a predicted model, not a curated record.